This is a messenger RNA of Solanum pennellii, 600 nucleotides long. RefSeq lists its product as uncharacterized. The record is from RefSeq and is a predicted model, not a curated record. The coding region runs from base 1 to 600 and encodes 199 amino acids. The transcript is spliced from 2 exons. Lineage: Eukaryota; Viridiplantae; Streptophyta; Magnoliopsida; Solanales; Solanaceae.
AUGAAACAAAAAACAAGCAAAUCUAGCAAGGAUCGAUAUUGGACGAGGCAAAGAGUUGAACCAUCUAGGGCUGAAAUUGUAGAAGUCCGAAGUGUCGAUAGUCCAUCUAGAUCAUUGACAAUUAAGAGUGACAAGGUUAACGCUGACGGACAUCUACUGGGAUCACAACGUGAAAGGCCACAAGUUAGCGAAGAUUCUACCACGAUAUCGAGACCUAAGGCAAAAUCAAUAUCAAAUAUCGAUAAAGAGCAAAAUUCAUCAUCUACUUCUCGUGGCCAAACUAUGAAACAGUUGACUCCUAAUUCAAAUGAGCUUUCCCGAGUUCUUCCCAAGAUUAAUGGUUAUAUGUCUGUCUUCGUAGCAAAAGGUGUUUUGUUCAAUCACAAAAGGAAGUACAUCUCGGGUCUUUGGGAAGAGAUCUGUGGAAAACUUUCAAGAACUUCUCUAAACAAAAUUUCAUCUUACAAAGAUGAUAUUUAUGAAAUUUUCAAGGAGAUGAGUGAGAUGAAUUUUUUAGAUAUUUCACCACUGAAGUGCUUGGUAGAUUCUCUAUUUGAUCAUGCUAUUUCUUAUGCCAAAGAACACUCACAAGGCACGUGA